Messenger RNA from Hyaloscypha bicolor E, 3038 nucleotides. RefSeq lists its product as uncharacterized. The record is from RefSeq and is a predicted model, not a curated record. NCBI's taxonomy places the organism in Eukaryota, Fungi, Ascomycota, Leotiomycetes, Helotiales, Hyaloscyphaceae. The transcript has a single exon. Bases 8 to 2725 code for a protein of 905 amino acids.
GCCGAUUAUGGACCACAUCCCGAAAACACAUAACCAUUCAUAUGUGGUUGAAAUUCCGAUCUACGACUCUGCCAUUGCCUACCGGGAAGAACCACUCGGGUUCCAAGGCUUCAAGGACUUUCCUCGCAGCCUCGGGUACAAUCUCGAGGAGCUAGAACUUUGUUCCAGCGAGCUGAUUCUCCCCUGUGACUUGCUUCAGUCCUGGUUGUUCUUUGGUCUUUUAACGGAGAUAUUCGGUGGGCCUGCAACUCAAUACAAACAUGAAGACUUCAUCAGAACGGAUGCGUCAGGACGCCGGAUGGCGUGUACGGAAAUGCUCGACAAAUACGCGCUGUACUGGACGGCUAUGAGAUGCCAUGAGGAUAGGGAAGUUGUGGUACGCCACGCACGGGACGUCGACAGCUGCCUGCGACUUACAAACACUGUGCUAAAUGUUGUUGCUACUUCGCUGAAGGUUACGCCUGGCGAGGAUGUGUGGGCCGCGGCAAUGAAUGCCCUAGUCCUGUCCCUCAUGACUCUCGGCGAAUAUCUCUGCAGUGUGCGCGAAGGUAUCAUCAGAUACAAAGAAGCUGGAACCCUUGAGCUCACAACACUCAAAUGGCAUUUGCCAUUAAUCGAAAAAACCUUAGAGAAGGACUGGUGUGUUGGGGAGAUAUCAAUGUUGAAAAAGUGGAAUGGUUUGACGUGUUUGUUCUAUCUCACUACGAUUGGACGAAAACUUCUUGGGAAGGGGCACUCGACAUGUACCGAGCAAGGUGGAUGCCAGGCACUUCAGAUCGACUUUACUACUUACAAAACUGCGCAUUUGGGCGAUUGUGCCUGCAAUAGGAGAGUUGGACCCUCACCAAAUGAGAUUGCAACCAUCAUCAGUAGCGGCCAAGUUCCACUCGUCGCUAGCGUCUCAUCAGAUCUAAAUCAGGCAACCGGGCUCAGAGUUUUUGCCUCUGGGCUUAAUGGACCUUCACGAGCCACUUAUGUUGCUAUAAGUCAUGUCUGGUCGGAUGGUCUGGGCAAUAAUGAAGGGAAUUGGCUCAAUGAGUGUAUGUUCACACAUAUCCAGAAUCUAGUCAAUGCUCUUCACGGUUCAGCGGAUUUUCCCGUUCCAUUUUGGAUGGAUACUCUUUGUAUUCCCAAGAGUUCGACGUUCAACGCUGUGAAGCAGCUAGCUCUAGCACAAAUGGCCGACAUCUACAGAUCAGCAGACAAAGUUCUCGUUCUGGAUAGCUCUUUGCAAGCAGUGAGUUGCGCCGACAUUUCUUGGGUAGAGAUGAAUAUGCGUGUUGGAUACUGUCCAUGGUCAACACGGGUUUGGACGUUGCAGGAAGGCAGACUGGCCCGAGAAGCUUACAUCCAGUUCAAGGACAAACCUGUUAACCUUACCGACCUGCAAAAAUCGGCUGAGCUGAAUGACAAUUUUCAACUACUUUCGAACCUCUUAGGUGAAUGCGAUAAGCAUCAUCUGAUGGAGAAUCCCUCGGCAAGACGUCUGAUUGCAGCGGUGGCAACGUACCAAGCUCCCGAAGAUAUGAUCGAAAUGUCGAUGAAGAGCUCUUUCGAAGACACUGACGAGGAAGAGCUUCAUCAACAUGCAGUCCAAACCAUAAAACGGAAUGCACCUUUAGAAAAAUUGAAAACGACAUGGUUACCUUGGCUAAGAGAAGUAGAGCCAGACGCAAAAGAGACCUCUGCAGAUGAAGAUCUCCGAAAUCGAAUCUUUGUGUACUUUCCGAGUCCUGUAGCCGGUCAUAGUGUGGCUGCAAUCAAUAGAAUCCGUGGCUGGGGCUACGCCCACCUUGCUAACGCGCGGAGCAAAACCAAUUCUACGGGGUAUGUCCAGGGUUACCGCCCGUGUGAAUUAUUUCUCGACGUUUGCAAAGGUUUUCAAGGGAGGACGACUAGUAGAACAGAGGACGAGACUAUUUGCUUGGGCCUGCUGCUACAAACAGAAAUGAAAGACCUCUUGGCAAUUAAACCCAUACCAUGGGGACAGAAAGACUUCCUGAUUAAGUUAGACUCUUGGAAAUGCAUUCGCUUUGUUCUCAGCAUGUUCGGUGUAGAUAUUCAGAAGUGGAUUGGAUCGUGUCACGAGGAGCGAACGAAGCUGUUGUAUCGACAAAUGGUCGAAGUCCCCACGACAAUUAUUUUCUGGAAUUCUCCACGACUUCAAUCCGAUGGGUGGAAAUGGGCACCUCGAUCGAUUCUGUAUAAAGACUUAGAGUUCAAGAUAUUCGAGCCUAGGGACUGUUUCAAACGUGGCAUCGUGACGAACAGAGGUCUUACUGUCCAGCUUCCAGGUUUCAAACUUAGUCAGUUAUCUCACGACCAUGAGGCUCUGAAUAUGACGACCACUUGCGAUGACGAUGAGACUAGAUUUGCCAAUACUACUCUCGUGAUACAUACCCACGACGAAGCUAGCGACAAUCUCAGACCUUGGAGACGAGGUUGGCUGCGAGUGAGAUUUCGAAAAAUCAUCGGUUCGGAUUUCAACACCCAGGGGUUAUCGUGGGCUAGUCUCGUGAAAAGCGGAGCCAUUGACAACUUAGCAAUUCUGAUUUCGGAGGAGGGAGCAUUGGUGGAGAUGUAUGGGAAAGAAGAGGAAUGCAACUUCGCUCAUCAUGUUGCUCUGAUAGAAAGAGCAAUCCCAAGGUCUGGACAAGAGAGAGAUCAAAUAGAAGUCCAUUGUUUUGGUGAGUAUUUUGAGAUAGGAACCUGGUGCAUAGGAUAGCGAGGACGGAACGGAACAGCAUAGUACAGAAAAUUAAGGCUUGGGCUUCAGUUUGCUAAGGGGCUUUAUUUUACGCUGGUCGGAUUGAGAUAUCGCUUUCUAUUGAUCUACCUUUACUCAAUUCUCCGCGUGGGUUAGGAUGGCAAAUCCCAAAAGGAGUAUCCGCAGACGUGAUCUGGUCCUAACGACGGACAUUAAUAGCGCUGAUCGUAGCUGAGAGCAGUCGAUCGAAAAAUUCCUGCGAAUGGUCUGUAAAACGGGCGGUAAGCCAAGGUCGUCUAUCAAUCUCGCAGUAUGACCUUCAUAUUCAGAG